Fusarium graminearum PH-1 is the source of this 2016-nucleotide messenger RNA. RefSeq lists its product as uncharacterized. Gene Ontology annotation, molecular function: amino acid transmembrane transporter activity. Lineage: Eukaryota; Fungi; Ascomycota; Sordariomycetes; Hypocreales; Nectriaceae. The record is from RefSeq and is a predicted model, not a curated record. The transcript has 5 exons. Gene Ontology annotation, biological process: amino acid transmembrane transport. The coding region runs from base 1 to 2016 and encodes 671 amino acids. Gene Ontology annotation, cellular component: vacuolar membrane.
AUGUCUGCGGCGCGGAAUCCUACGAACUGGGAUGACUACGAUGGAGGUGGUUCCCCCGGUGAAAGCGUGACUGAAAGCAUGCUUGAGCGCGAACAAGCUCUCGUCGACGACGACGACAACAACAACGAUGGGGGCAACCAAGAAGGUCUCAGGAGGCGGAGACGAUCAUCCAUUACCUAUCAAUUGGCUGCCAUCGCCGACAUUGGCGGAGUCAACAGCUUCCGAUCCUUUGCCAGAAGUUGGCAGCGAGCCGCAGGAUUCCACGAAGUUAUUCCUCGCCGACCGAGUUUUGUCCUUGCGCCCGAGGGAGAAGCACAAGAUCUCGAGUACAGCCGCAGUCAUGUCCAGGGGUCGCAACCACAGUCGGGCCUUUUGCGCCAGCACCUAGAAGCAUCGUCUUCCCAGGCCAACGGCGAAUCCAGCUCCGCCAUUGACUCGUCUCCAAGGCCCAUGAGGAUGUCCCGUCGCGACGACGAGACGAAGCCGCUGCUCGAUGUCGAGGCGGGCGAUUCCUCCAUCGUGGGCUCGCCCCGAUCAAGCAUCUUCGCUGUCCCACCUCACCUUGCGGCUCCCGAUAUCGUCGGCAGCUAUGGCUCGUUCCGCGACUCUUCGCCUUUCGGGACCAUGGACAGAAGUACGCGACACCGCAUCUCCUUUAGCGAGGGAAGUGGGUGGGGUGUAGCCGACGAGGAUGAAGUGGAAGGUGAAGACGCGGCGCAUGGAGAGCACCAGCCUAUUCUCGUCAAGGAGGUCAAGCAGGGCAAUAAGGUUGUCCUCGCCGUUGAGGGCCAGAGUACUCUUCCUCAGUCCGUCUUCAACUCCAUCAACGCUCUUAUCGGCGUAGGUCUGCUCAGUCUUCCGCUGGCCUUCCAGAUGACGGGUUGGAUCACCGGUCUGUUUCUUCUCACCUUUACGGCUGUUGUCACGUCGUACACGGGUAAGCUCUUGGCCAAGUGCAUGAACUUUGACCCUAGCCUCAUCACAUAUUCCGACCUGGCGUACGUCUCAUUUGGUACCCGCGCCCGAGUCAUUGUCUCUGCGCUCUUCAGUCUCGAAUUGAUAGCAGCUUGUGUCGCUUUGGUGAUUCUUUUUGCCGACUCUCUGAGCCUCCUGCUUCCAGGCUUGGCUACUGUCAACACUUGGAAGGUUGUAGCCUCUUGCUUGGUAUUGGUUCUCAAUGCGCUGCCCUUGCGCCUGUUGAGUUACACCAGUGUCGUGGGUAUCUUUUCCACUUUCUGCAUCGUUGUGAUUGUUAUUAUCGACGGUUUGUACAAACCAAACUAUCCUGGUUCUCUGCGUGAACCGGCGACGACUUAUCUCCUUCCUGAGAACUGGUUGGCUGUACCCCUUGCAUACGGUCUCCUCGCCAGUCCAUGGGGCGCCCACUCCAUUUACCGUGACAUGCGCCACCCUUACAAAUGGGGCAAGGCCGUCAACAUCACAUUCUCCUUCUCUUACCUUGUUGAUACCUGCCUGGCCGUAAUUGGUAUGCUCAUGUUCGGUGAUGGUAUCAAGGAUGCCAUCACCUCCAACAUUCUCAAGUCCAAGGGCUACCCCGAUGCUUUGAAGAUUAUAAUGUGCAUCUUCAUUGCCAUCAUCCCUUUGACCAAGAUUCCUCUCAACGCCCGUCCUAUCAUCACAACUUUGGACGUCAUCUGUGGUGUCCACGAACAGCAUCACCACCAUCAUGACACACCUCACAGCCAACCCACUCGCUCAUCUGUUCUUAUCACCAAGGCGGUCCGAAUGCUUGUCCGAGUCUUUGUGGUUAUUCUCCUGCUGUUCAUCUCUAUCGUCUUCCCAGCCUUCGACUCCGUGUGUGCGUUCCUCGGCGCCGCGCUCUGCACCCUCAUCUCCAUCAUUCUGCCCAUCUCAUUCUACCUGAAGCUGUACUGGCAGGAUGUUACUUUCCAGGAAAAGACCGUGUCGUUCAUACUCCUCGUUGUGUUUUCCAUCUUGGGUACACUGGGAACCAUUUGGACGUUCUUGCCCAAGCAUCUCAUUGGCGCUGACUAG